Fukomys damarensis (Damara mole-rat) is the source of this 5373-nucleotide messenger RNA. RefSeq names its product KIAA2026 ortholog (gene Brd10). NCBI's taxonomy places the organism in Eukaryota, Metazoa, Chordata, Mammalia, Rodentia, Bathyergidae. Bases 30 to 5360 code for a protein of 1776 amino acids. The record is from RefSeq and is a predicted model, not a curated record. Gene Ontology annotation, molecular function: protein binding. The transcript is spliced from 11 exons.
GCGCCCUCCCGCAGCAGCCGGGGCAGGGCAUGUGUCUGUUGAGGAUGGAGGAGAAGUUCGCCAGCGGCCAGUACGCGGGCAUCACCGAGUUUGUGGCCGACUUCAGGUUGAUGCUGGAAACGUGCUACCGCCUGCACGGAGUGGACCACUGGGUCUCCAAGCAGGGCCGGAAGCUGGAGAUGCUGCUGGAGCAGAAGUUGGCGCUCCUGUCCCGGCACUUGAGAGAAAAGACAACGAUAGCAGUUACAUCUAGAGGCUAUUAUGGAUUGGAGGAUGAGAAGGGAACUGCAUGUACUUCAACAAGGCGUCGGUCAACACCUCGAAGUUUGGCAGGCUUGACAAGCGGAGUUUUUGAGUCUGUAAUGGUUCAAGUUUUGAGACAGGAAGAACAGCUGAGAGCAAAAGAAGAAAAAAGUACUCAUGGUCUGGGGCUGGAUUCCAUCAUCUUCCCCAAGAGGCUUCGGGAGCAGGAAAGAAAAGAAGCAGAAGAAGCUUGCCAAAAAGAAAUAGAAGAAUGGGAAAGAAAACUUCUCGCUCAGGCAGCUCCAACUUAUAUGGAAAACAUGUGGGAAAUUCCAGCCAUUGGACAUUUCCUUUGUUUAGCCCAGCAAAUUCUAAAUUUGCCAGAAAUAGUCUUUUAUGAACUGGAACGAUGUCUUCUGAUGCCUCAGUGUAAUGCUUUUCUGUCUAAAAUAAUGACUUCUCUGUUAAGUCCUCCCCAUCGCAGACCUACCUUACAUCGAAGACCUACUUUGCCUUAUAGGACCUGGGAAGCAGCAUUGAGACAGAAAGUGCAGCAGUGGUACACUGCUGUAGGGCAGACUGAAAAUCCCAAUAAUUGUGCUGAAAAACUUGGAUUGUGUCCUCAGUUUUUUAAAGUACUUGGAGCAGUUAAUCCGUUGGAAGAAAAACCUUUUCAUGAACUACCUUUUUACCAAAAAGUAUGGUUACUUAAAGGUCUCUGUGAUUUUGUGUAUGAAACACAAAAAGAAGUUCAAGAUGCUGUACUUGGACAGCCAAUUCAUGAAUGCAGGGAAGUUAUCCUUGGUUAUGAUUAUUUGGAGAACGCAUAUGUACAUUUUCCACAGUUCUGUGGAGCAGAUGUACGGAUUUAUAAACAGAGACCCUUUAGGGCCCCAGAAUUUCCAGUUCCACCCAUUAAAAUACAAAGAGUACCUCGGAUUAAACUGGAGAAAUUAAAGAGUGACUGUAUUAAUUCAAGUAAUGCAGAACAUAGGUGUGGUAGAGAAAGCCUGCACUCUGCCUUCAAGAAAGAGCAGGAAAUUGCUUUUGAUCUAGCUUGUUCCCAUGCUAACAUCAGCUUUGAUAAUCAUGAUAUCUCUGUUGAAAUGGAAGUAAAAUCCAACUGUGAAAUUAGAAUUCUCAGGCCCUGUGAAAUUAAAAAAACUGAUUAUUGUAAAGAAAAUUUGGAGAAACCAGAGAGUCCAGGGGAAGUUACUGGCUUUGGAGAGCCACUCAGUCCAGGUGAAAUAAGGUUUAUAGGAAAUCAGGAAAAAUAUGGUGAGGCUUCCAGAAUAAAGACUGAACCUGGUCAAUUAAAAGAAAAUGCUCUAAAAUCUUUCCAUAUUCAUGUCAAUGGAAGUCACAUUGAUCAUCCAGAGAUUAACUGCCACAAAGUUGUGAGGGAUAUUCUAUUAGAGCAGUCUCUGCAGAGCCCCAAGAAAAUAAAACUAACUAAAAUGAGGGCAAAAAAGAAGAAAAAGAAAAAAAAGAAAUUAAAGGAUGUUUUGAAUGAAAACUUACAGAGAAAGCAUGAAGGCCUUCAUUCUCUUGCAUUCAAGUCUUACAAGCCUGAGAUCCAGAAUAAGUUACUGAUCAUCAAAAAGAAAGCAAAACAUAAGAAGCACAAAUCUGGAAAAAAAUCCAUAUCUAAGAAAGCAAUUACUAAGAAGAGGAAAACUGUCUCAAAGUCACCUGCUAGAUCCGAAUUUCAGCUUAUUUGCACUAAUCUUGAUGAACUCAGGGAAUUAAUCACAAAAAUCGAGAAUGAACUCAAAGAUCUGGAAAACAGUAGAAAAAAAUCGGGCAAAUGGUAUCAUCGGAGGCAAGCUGUAAAAGAAUUGCAUAGCACAUUGAUACGUCUUUUAAAUGAAUUGCUACCAUGGGAACCAAAGUUAAUGAAGGCUUUCCAAAGAAACAGGAGCCGCUUAAAGAAAGACUAUGAUGAUUUUAGAAGACAACCUGAUCAUGAUAAAUUUACUAGAGAACUGUGGACUACUGAAGAAUGUGAAGGAGAUCCUGGAAAAGAAUCUCCUAAAGUAGAAAUCAGUAAAUCUGUAGACUCAACAGAACCUCUAGAUAUCCUGGAGAAAGAUCACUUUGAUUCAGAUGAUAUGAAAUUAUCAGAAAUAGAUUUUACUAUGGCCAGAAGCAAGUUGUUGAAAAAGGAAUUUCUUUCUAAAGAUGUGCUGAAAACACUGCCUAAAACACUUAAGCGACAGUCCAAACCAACUAUUUAUCUGGAUGAUAGCACAAAAGAGCUUUCUCCAAGAAAAAAAGUAAAGUUAAGCACAAAUGAAACAAUUGAGAAUUUAGAAAGUGAUAUGCAGAGUGACUGUUUGAAUGAAUCAAAGCAUGCAGAACUACCAUUUCCAGAUUCAUCUGCCUCAGUGGAUUCAGUACCAGUGUCUACUCUGCAGAAAGGGACCAAACCUAUUCAGGCCUUGCUUGCAAAGAAUAUUGGGAACAAAGUGACCUUAACAAAUCAACUGCCCGCUUCCACGAGUAGAAGUGUUCCUUCUGUGGAAAACCCAUUUGUAUCUCCUCCAGAAACAAGCCCCAUAAAACCAGCAUUGACCUGCCUCACCAGUACAAAAGGCCCUUUACAAAUGGUAUAUAAAAUGCCCUGUGGCCAGUGGUUGCCAGUAGAUCUUCAUAAUAGCUCUGUAAAGAUUCAGAUGCAGCCUAUGGUGGAUUCUAAAACGGGAGAAAAAAUCAUGCAGCAAGUUCUUAUUCUGCCUAAGAAUUUUGUGAUUCAGCACAAAGAAGGAAAAGUAGUUACAAAAGAAAUACCACCACUUCAACAAAAAGGCACAGAACAACACUGUUCAUCUUUCCCACAGACAGCAAGUGUGAACCCUUCUUUAGCAUCAGUUCUUGUCAACUCAACAGGAACUAUUUCCACCCAACUACCUAAUACAGUUUUUAACAAGACUGUUACACCUUCAUCAAAUGUGAGUAGUCCUGGAUCACAACCAUUGUCACCUGUAACUUCUGUAAGUAAUUUAAUAACACCACCAGUAAAGACUAGCCACAGUGAGGUAGGGAAAGUCAAGAAUGCAGUGUCAGCAGCUACAUUCCCCCAGCCCAUUGCUUCACCCACCAUUUCUUCAACAGUUCAGCCUCUGUUAUCAGCAACAACACUAAGUGGAUCUACAAAUUCUGGAAAUUCCCCCAACUGUUUUGCACAACAAACUGCUGAUUCUUUUGAAACAAAGCAAGAACUGAAAACUGUGUGUAUAAGAGAUUCACAAUCGAUUCUUGUUAGGACAAGAGGUGGAAACACUGGAGUUGUAAAAGUGCAGUCCAAUCCAGAUCCGCAUUCACCCAGCAGUUUGUCCUCAAGUUCAGUUUUCACUUUUGCUCCUCAACUUCAGGCAUUUCUGGUGCCAAAAUCAACAACUUCAUCAUCCUCUACUUUUUCACAAGUAGCUGGAAUGACUACAUCGUCUAGUCUCCCACCUUUUGGCCCAACACCAACUUCUGUUUCCAUUCCCUGUGGGUUUAGUCCCUCCAUAGGAAAAAAUCUUAAACUUACGUUAGGCCAACCCUCCAGCAAUGGUAAUUUGGGCCACACGAUAAAUAAAACCUCACACAUCACCGCUUCUCCCUUGAAGUCUUCUGCUUCUUCCAGCACUCUACUACCAUCAACAACAGAUAGUUCAGUAAGUGUAAUUAGUGUACCAGGAAAUUUUGGACAAACCACGGCAAAUGUUAUUCAUACUCCAACUAAACAGCAACAAAUAGAUUAUAUUACAAAAAGUUAUCCUGUUAUUACACGAUCAGAAGCAACAACAGCAACAAAUGGAGAUAUGAUCAGUGGGACUCCCAUUCAGAAACUUAUGCUAGUAUCAGCUCCAUCUGUUCUUUCUUCUAGCAGUACAACUACAGUUAAUGGGACACCUGCACUGACAUCUCCAGGUGUAUCUACUCAAAAAUUGGUUUUUAUUAAUGCUCCCAUUCCCAGUGGCACGUCAACCCCAACUGUUGUUGUAGAAUCAUUAAAACAGACUCUUCCUCACCCCUCGAAUAAAACAUAUGUUAAGACUCCAGAACAACCCCAAAUACUGUUAAUUCCAUCUACAGUGGAAGCACCAAUAAAAAUAAAUUCUUCACAGACUGUGUCUCAGAUAAAAGAUGUGAAAAUUGGACUAAAUAUAGGUCAAGCAAUUGUAAAUCCUUCAGGAAGUGUGCCAACUAUACCAUCAAUUAAUAUAUUGCAGAACAUAAUCCCAAAAGGAGAAGACAAAUGUGGCAAGGCUUGUGUGUUGCCAUUGUCAACAAGUGGUAAUUCAAUUCCAGGAAGCUCAAAUUUUGUGAAUCAAAACAUUACUCCGGUUAAUGAAUCAGUGGUUUCCACAGCAAGAACAAUAAACAUGUUUUCAGUAACAAGAGCAAAUGUUUCUUUGGGUUCCCUUUCAGUGACCUCAUCCUCUGCUUCAGUUGGCACAAGACCUCCCAUUUCAGUAAGUGGAAAUGAUACCUCUUCAAGAAUUAUGCCUCUUUUGUCAAAUAGGCUUUGCACUUCCAGUCUGGGAAAUACUGUGGCCAUAUCAACUGUGAAAACAGGACAUCUUGCAUCAUCUGUUCUGAUUUCAACUGCACAACCAACAGUGUCUCCUAAAUGUUUGACAUCAGCUUUGCAAAUCCCUGUUACUGUUGCCUUGCCUGCACCUGUGACUGCUUCCCCUAAAAUCAACACAGUUCCACAUUCAGCAACAAUACCAGAAUCCACACUUUCUGUAUCUCUUUCUAAAAGACAAUCUCGGACUUCUCUCCAGAUUCAGUCACCAGGGAUUUCAACUACAGUGCCAACAAAUAUAAACACAAAUAAACCUCAAGCUGAAUUGUCAUCCCUUUCACCAAGUCCAGUUUCUCCCUGCCAGACUCGGACUGAGCCACUGUUUCGUGGGACACUAUAUGCAGAACUCUAUGAGGAGAGCCCUUGCAAGUGGAGAGAACCGACAGCAAAUGACAGUCUGGAAGCCUGGGAGAGGCCUAGAGCUCAACCCACAGGAGUCUCUGGCAGAGGUGGAGGACCGAGUCCCGGAAGAUGGCUUGUGAUGAGCAUCCUGAAGCAGAACAUCAAAUGUCUAUACAAAAUUAAGACUAAAGUAUGAGGGAAAUCAUUUC